AAACGUUUUCGUUCAUGCUAACAGCUGAUUGUCGUUUGUUUAUUUAUUUUUCUUCAAAGACGAAGCCUGUUGAACUUUUUAUUAAAAUUAUUCCUUUCGCAAAGUUAAAUGAAUGUGUUUACUUUCUUAUUUAUAAUAAGCGCAAUUUGCAGCCUUGACGCCUUUAAAACAGCCGUUGUUCCCAAUGAGUUCAUCGUUCACUUCCAUUCCAAAUACCUUGCUCCGGUACGAGAAUCCUACAUCGCAGCAAAACUUCUUGGUUCAAACGUAACGAACUGGGAAAUUGUUCCUCGUCUAAAUGUGGCUUGGCAAUAUCCAAGUGAUUUUGAUGUCUUGCGAGUUUUCGACGAUAAUGAAUCAUCUUCAGCGUUUAUAAUAGAAAGGCUUCUAACUCACCCCUCAGUAAAGGCAGUAGUUCCCCAGCGAAGCGUGCGACGGAUCCUGAACUAUGACCCCUAUAGCAACCUAACGUAUGUUCACCGCCAUCCCCAAGGAGUGCUAAGGAACAGAAAUACAAACAACGAUCGGCACCGACAAGUGUGCUCCGUACUCCACGCCAACAUCCUUUGGAAGCUGGGAAUCACAGGCAAGGGAGUCAAAGUGGCCAUUUUCGACACUGGCCUAACUAAAAACCAUCCACACUUUCGAAAUGUAAAGGAACGAACGAACUGGACGAAUGAAAAGUCGCUUGACGACAGAGUCAGUCAUGGCACCUUCGUCGCCGGGGUAAUCGCUUCCUCCAGGGAAUGCCUCGGCUUUGCUCCCGACGCCGAUCUCUACAUAUUUAAAGUUUUUACGAACUCCCAAGUAUCUUACACUUCCUGGUUCCUAGAUGCAUUCAACUACGCGAUAUAUAGGAAGAUAAACAUUCUCAACCUUAGCAUUGGUGGUCCCGACUUUAUGGACUCGCCGUUCGUUGAAAAGGUGUUGGAACUAUCGGCCAAUAAUGUCAUAAUGAUAUCGGCGGCGGGAAAUGAUGGUCCUUUGUACGGCACGCUAAACAAUCCUGGCGAUCAGAGCGAUGUAGUUGGCGUCGGUGGUAUUCAGUUUGAUGAUAAAAUCGCCAAGUUUAGUUCGAGAGGAAUGACCACGUGGGAACUUCCCUUUGGCUACGGACGCAUGGGACUUGAUAUUGUGACGUACGGAAGUCAAGUGGAAGGCAGUGAUGUUCGUAAGGGGUGCAGACGACUCUCUGGAACAUCCGUUUCCUCUCCAGUUGUUGCAGGGGCUGCUGCCCUGCUUAUAAGCGGUGCAUUUCAGAAAAUGGACUUCAUAAACCCAGCAUCUCUUAAGCAGGUACUCAUUGAAAGUGCCGAGAAACUGCCGCAUUAUAACAUGUUUGAGCAGGGAGCUGGAAAACUGAAUUUGCUGAAGAGUAUGCAGCUAUUGCUGUCAUACAAACCAAAGAUAACUCUUAUUCCGGCAUACCUUGACUUCACCGAAAACUAUAUGUGGCCAUAUAGCUCCCAACCGCUGUACUAUGGAAGCUCCGUGGCCAUUGCAAACGUAACCAUACUCAAUGGUAUCUCUGUCACAAGUCAGAUAGUUGGCAUCCCUAAAUGGAUUCCCGAUAUUGAAAACCAAGGUCAGUUUCUUCAAGUAUCCACACAAGUUUCGCCUAUCGUUUGGCCGUGGACCGGAUGGAUGUCAAUUUAUAUUGCUGUCAAAAAGGAAGGAGAUAACUUUGAAGGUGUUUGUAAAGGAAGUAUCACCUUAGUUGUGGAAAGCUUUAAACAGUCCACCAACGAAACUUAUGUUACAGAAGUCGACUUUCCUUUAACAAUAAAGGUAACUCCAAAACCGCCAAGAAACAAGCGGAUUUUAUGGGACCAGUAUCACAGCCUAAGGUAUCCACCGCGAUAUAUUCCACGAGAUGAUCUCAAAGUUAAACUAGAUCCUCUGGACUGGAGGGCAGACCAUAUACACACAAACUUUAAGGAAAUGUAUACACAUUUACGAAAUGUGGGCUACUACAUUGAUGUAUUGCGAGAACCCUUCACCUGCUUCAACGCCUCGGAUUAUGGCGCGUUAUUGAUUGUUGACCCUGAGAGAGGGUUUGCAGACGAGGAAAUAAACGCUUUACAGGAAAACGUGUAUAAAAGAGGCUUGAAUGUCGUCGUAUUCGGAGACUGGUAUAACACCACUGUGAUGAAAAAAAUUAAAUUCUUUGACGAGAACACCCGACAAUGGUGGACACCCGACACCGGUGGCGCCAAUAUUCCAGCCUUGAAUGAUUUGUUGAAGCCAUUUGGAAUUGCUUUUGGCGAUUUUGUCGGAGAGGGACAUUUCAAACUGGGCGACCAUUCGAUGUACUAUGCUAGUGGAGCCACAAUUAUUAAGUUUCCAAUGAAUCCAGGAGAUAUUUUAGUGGGAACAAAACUGAAUGACCAAGGACUUUCGAUUAUAAAUCCUAAAACACCCAGCAAGGCGGCUAAAGUAGAUGUACCUAUUUUUGGUAUGUUCCAAACCAAGGCGAACAGUAUUCAAAGCAACGAGGAAAUCAUUGGCAAUGCGGAAAGCAAUUUGGCAGAGGCUAUUCCAACAGAUUACUCCACAUUUAAGAACCGGGUUUUGCUACUACGAAAGAAGGAGCGAAGUAUCAGUUUUGCGAAAAGCAAUAAUCAUGAAACUAAGAACGAAGGACGUAUUGCAGUAUAUGGGGACUCCAACUGCCUCGACUCCACACAUCUGGAGAAGGCUUGCUACUGGCUGCUAAUAACGUUUUUAGAUUUUGCAAUAAACUCGCACAAAUCUAGUUUAUUGCAAAAUCUAAAUCGUAUAUCUGAAUUUCACAAAUUAGAGAGAGCACCAUUACCCCUUAGGAUAUCGCGAAGUAUUUUAAAAUCAGGUUCACAGGACAACACUUGUGAACAAUUUGAGUGGCUUACACCGACGAAGCGAAAUAACGUUGAGCAAAGAAAAUCUUCUAUAUUAGACGUAGCUACACUGGAAAAUGAAGAAAACGAGAUAAAUUUAAUGAAAAAUUUAUUGGACGAGGAGAUCGCAAAACUAUUGCAAAACAAUGAUUAUUUGACAGGAAUGCAAUCCGCUGAUAGUUUAAUGACUCCAAUUAUAUUCUUAAUUAUAUUGAGCCUAAUUGUUAUAAUAUUAUUUGUUUUAUUUUUAAAGCGUCGAUUUAUUUUGUAAAUAAAUACUUCCAUUUUUUAAAAAUA
This is a messenger RNA of Drosophila simulans, 3173 nucleotides long. It is a transcript of the gene S1P, whose product is annotated as membrane-bound transcription factor site-1 protease. Gene Ontology annotation, cellular component: Golgi apparatus. Bases 109 to 3147 code for a protein of 1012 amino acids. Lineage: Eukaryota; Metazoa; Arthropoda; Insecta; Diptera; Drosophilidae. Gene Ontology annotation, molecular function: serine-type endopeptidase activity. The record is from RefSeq and is a predicted model, not a curated record. The transcript is spliced from 6 exons. Gene Ontology annotation, biological process: proteolysis.